CGGGCGCGGGACAGGGAGGCGGCGGGUAAAGCGGAGGCCGGCGGCCCGCGGCCACUCGGAGGCCGAGCGGCGGGCGCGCACCAUGCCCUCCUUCGACGAGGCGCUGCAGCGGGCCGGCGAGUUCGGGCGCUUCCAGCGGCGCGUGUUCCUGCUGCUGUGCCUGACGGGCGUCACCUUCGCCUUCCUCUUCGUGGCCGUGGUCUUCCUGGGCAGCCGGCCCGAGCGCUUCUGGUGCCGCGGGCCGGGCGCGGCCGCGCUGGCCGAGCGCUGCGGCUGGAGCGCCGAGGAGGAGUGGAACCGCACGGCGCCCGAGCGCGCGGGGCCCGGCAGCUGCCAGCGCUUCCUGCUGGAGGCGGCCGAUGCCACCGCCACCGCCACCGCCAAUGCCAACGCCUCCGCCGCCGCGCUCAGCUGCGCCGACCCGCUCGCCGCCUUCCCCAACCGCUCGGCGCCGCUCGUGCCCUGUCGGGGCGGCUGGCGCUACGUCCAGGCCCACUCCACCGUGGUCAGCGAGUUUGACCUGGUGUGUGCCGAUGCUUGGAUGCUGGACCUCACACAAGCCAUCCUGAACCUGGGCUUCCUGGCCGGAGCCUUCACCUUGGGCUACGCAGCGGACAGGUACGGCCGAAUCGUCGUUUACCUGAUAUCCUGUUUCGGUGUUGGCGUCACCGGCGUGGUGGUGGCGUUCGCACCAAACUUCCCUGUGUUUGUGGUCUUCCGCUUCCUACAAGGCGUGUUUGCAAAGGGGACAUGGAUGACCUGCUAUGUGAUCGUGACAGAAAUCGUGGGUUCAAAGCAAAGGAGGAUUGUGGGAAUCGUGAUUCAGAUGUUCUUCACUCUGGGAAUCAUCAUCCUCCCGGGAAUUGCCUACUUCAUCCCCAACUGGCAGGGCAUCCAGCUGGCCAUCACGCUGCCCAACUUCCUCUUCCUCCUCUACUACUGGGCGGUUCCCGAGUCUCCCCGCUGGCUGGUGACUCGGAAGAAAGGAGACGAGGCCCUAAAGAUUCUGCGGAGCAUUGCCAAGUGCAAUGGGAAGUACCUCUCGCCCAGCUUCUCGGAGAUCACUGUCACCGAUGAGGAAGUUAGUAAUCCGUCCUUUUUAGAUCUGGUGAGAACUCCCCAAAUGAGGAAGUGCACCCUUAUUCUUAUGUUUGCUUGGUUCACCAGUGCGUUGGUGUACCAAGGGCUGGUCAUGCGCCUGGGCAUUGUGGGCGGCAACCUGUACAUGAACUUCUUCAUCUCCGGAGUCGUGGAGCUGCCGGCCGCCCUCCUCAUCCUCCUGACCAUCGAGCGUCUCGGACGCCGUCUCCCCUUCGCAGCAAGCAACAUCCUGGCCGGAGUGGCAUGCCUGGUCACGGCGUUCUUACCAGAAGGAACACCCUGGCUGAGGACCACGGUGGCCACGCUGGGGAGACUGGGCAUCACCAUGGCCUUCGAGAUCGUCUACCUGGUCAACUCGGAGCUGUACCCGACGACGCUACGGAACUUCGGGGUGUCGCUCUGCUCCGGGCUGUGCGACUUCGGGGGCAUCGUCGCGCCCUUCCUGCUCUUCCGCCUGGCCGCCCUCUGGCUGGAGCUGCCACUCAUCAUCUUCGGUGUCCUGGCCUCCGUGUGCGGCGGCCUCGUGAUGCUUCUGCCCGAGACCAAGGGCAUCGCCUUGCCGGAGACGGUGGACGACGUCGAGAAGCUGGGCAGCCCGCCCUCCUACAAGUGCGGCAGGAAGCAGAAGGCCCCGGUUCCCGGUGCUCCCCUGUGAGGCGCCUGCCGGGACCACGGAGCGGCGCAGGCCGAGGCUGGUGCGACGAGCCCUGCAGACACCGGUGCCCGUGUCAGCCCGUGUCAGCCCGUGUCAGCCCGUGUCAGCCCGUGUCAGCCCGUUGCGCCGGGCCGCCCAGCUGCUUUUAACUCUUUACAAAGACAUGCGCACGACCCCGAGCAUCGUUCCGUGAUGCUGGAGGAGGUUUGUCCUGAGGCUGGACACGUCUCCGACCCGUGGGUGACAGGGACAAGAAGCCCUGCCAGUGCUCACAGCGGCUCCAUCGGGCACGGGGUGAGCAACCAGGGGCCUGGGGAACGUGGACAGAACUCGGGUCAUCAGGAACCGAGGCUCAGGAACGUGUGUCCUGAGGAUUCCUGGGAGGAUGACGAUCCGGGGAGUCUGCAAUGAAGACACGGGACAUCGGACGGAGCCCGCGCUUUCUCUCCUCGCCUGGAUCUGCGAGCCCCGCUGGGGUUGCUCGGGCCUCGCCCCACAGAUCAGCACGGAUCUGUGAGGCCUGGGGGCCCGGCUAUUUCCUAUGACAUCUGGCUGGUCCUGCGAUGACCCGACACUAGAGCCCUGUGUCCGUUACUGAACAAGACCCGAGGGUUAGGGUGCCCUGGGUCGUAAGGUUGGAACCACAAGGGCUAUUCAUCUUAUAUCUGUGAGUUCAGGUCUGCGGCGGCGCCCACGGUCAGGAGUGAGACACGUGGACAGUUCUCGUUCCGUCUGGACAUGUUGCACUCGUUUUGGGAAGUAGCUCACAUUUUAACGGAAAGGACUGGUCAGUGAUCUACAUGCUCAGAAGAAUUUGCAAGGACGGAUGAGCACGUUAGAGCGACUGACAGGGAUUGGAUCUUUCUCUUUUGUUACCGCGACUUUUCAAACGAGUUGAAUACAAACCUGCCAGCGUUUCCUGACCUGCUUAACAUGCUCAUCUGGUGCGUUUUCCGAGCUAGCGUCUGCCUUUCUGCAGGACUUUUUGACGAGUUCUCUGUGUGGGCAGGCGCGUGGCACCAGAGGGAAGAGAAGACAGCACCUCUGUGCACCGGGCAGAGUGCGGGUGUGUGCGGGUGUGCUGACCGCACCAGAAGCUCCCUGAGCCCGAGAGCCCCUCAGAGCGGCUGGAAUGUCCGUCUCCCGGGACACCAGUGCACUCACCCCUUCGCCUGCCUUCUCGCAUUUCCCUGCUGCGGGGUGCCUGUGGCUCACAGGCACCGGCACUUUUGAAUUGUACUUUGAGUUGAUACUUUGGUUCUGAUAACAAUAAAAUAUUUUAAAUUGUCAAGAAAAAUCAAUG
This is a messenger RNA of Myotis daubentonii (Daubenton's bat), 3059 nucleotides long. It is a transcript of the gene SLC22A3, whose product is annotated as solute carrier family 22 member 3. Gene Ontology annotation, biological process: transmembrane transport. Lineage: Eukaryota; Metazoa; Chordata; Mammalia; Chiroptera; Vespertilionidae. The record is from RefSeq and is a predicted model, not a curated record. Gene Ontology annotation, molecular function: transmembrane transporter activity. Gene Ontology annotation, cellular component: membrane.